CUUUUUGAAACUGAAUUAAAGCAAAGUGCGAAUAAAGUGCAGGAACUAAAGGACAAAGUGACAGAGCUGUUGGAGAAGAACCCCAACUCUCCUGAGGCACCCAAGUGGAGACAAAUGUUGGAUAAAAUAGAUUCCAAAUGGAAAGAGCUCAAUCAACUUACAUCUGAGAGACAACAAACACUGGAGGAGUCUUCAAAUUACCUGACUCAGUUCCAGACAGCAGAAGCUCAGUUAAAGCAUUGGCUUGUAGAAAAGGACCUAAUGGUCAGUGUGCUGGGACCGCUGUCAAUUGACCCUAAUAUGCUGAAUACACAAAAGCAACAGGUUCAGAUUCUGCUCAAAGAAUUUGACACUAGAAAGCCACAAUACGAGCAGUUAACUAUGGCUGGUGAAAGGAUUCUGAAGAGACCUGGUGAACAUCCACCCUCCCAUGAAAUUGUAAAAGAGCAACUGGCAGCUGUGGCAGAAAAAUGGGACAGUCUAACUGGACAACUGAGGAACAGACGUGACCGAAUUGACCAAGCCAUUGUGAAAAGCACAGAGUAUCAAAGUCUACUCAGAAGUCUGUCUGAUAAGCUAAGUGCCUUGGAUAGCAAAUUAAGCAGCAGCCUGGCUGUGAGUACACAACCUGAUGCUGUGAAACACCAGCUGGAAAUUGCUAGGGAAACAAAGGAGGAAAUAGAACAGGAAAAGAAGAAUAUAAAUGCAGCUCAACCUCUUUGUGAAGAGCUGUCAACACUGGUUGGAGAAGAGUAUUUGAAAGCAGAACUUACAAGACAGUUAGAUGGCAUCUUAAAAUCAUUUAAGGAUAUUGAGCAAAAAUCAGAUAAACAUAUUCAGCAGCUUCAGUCAGCCUAUGCCACUUCUCAUCAGUUCCAGCAAAUGUCUAAGGACUUUCAGGCCUGGCUAGGCAAAAAGACAGAAGAGCUGAACCAGGCUCGUCCUGUGUCAGCCAGACUUGAUGUCUUGCAGUCAAUAAUUGAAGAACAGAAAGAUUUUAAGAAGACCCUGACCGAUCAGAUGAGUUCAUAUGAAAGAAUUGUUGCAGAAGGAGAAAGUAUCUUACAGAAGACACAAGGAGCAGACAAAGCAGCAUUACAGUCCCAAAUGGCCACACUCAGAAUUAACUGGGAUGAAAUGAAUAAGCAGGUAAAAGAAAGGCAAGAUAAAUUAACAGAUUGUCUGGACAAAGCCCUCAAAUACAAGCAGCACGUAGAAAAUCUGCAGCCAUGGAUAGAGAAAUGCCAAAGCAACCUGUGUGAAUUAAAAGUUAGCAUAAAUCCUGUUGAAAUAGAGAAUUCUGUUGUUCAGGUGAGGGCUUGGCAGAAGGACCUGGAUAAACACCAUGGGAUGGUGGAGCUGUUAAAUAAUGCUGCUGAAAGUCUGCUCAGUGCAAGUCAAACGGAUAAAGAAAUUAUUCAAGAAGAAAAUAAGAUGCUGAAUCAGAAAUUGAAUGUGGUCACAGAACAAUUACAUAAGAAGAGAGAGUGCUUGGAAAGUAUGGCACAAAGGCUGAAGGAGUUUCAGGAAUCAUCCAGGGAAACUGAAAAACAACUUAAAAAUGCCAAAGAGCAUCUGGAAGCUCACAACUUGCUUGAACCUCAGUCACUGAGUAGCAAACACCUGACGAUGAUGCAGGCCCAGCAGAAAGCCUUGCAGACUUUAAAGCCUCAUGUUGAUUUAGCAAAAAAGAUUGCCCAAGACCUGGUGGUAGAAGCUUCUGAUUCAGCAGGUGUUUCUGACCUUUUGCUCCAAGCUGAAUCGUUGGAGCGAGAAUACACUGCAGUGAACCAGCAGGUUGAAGAGAAGUGCUUGUUCUUAGAGACAAAACUUCAGGGAAUUGGCCAUUUCCAAAACAGGAUCCGAGACAUGUUCUCUCAGUUUGCAGAGUUUGAUGAUGAACUUGAUAGCAUGGCUCCAGUAGGGAGAGAUCUCAAGGUACUUCAAUCACAGAGGAAGGACAUAAAAUGUUUCCUGAAAAAGCUGGAGGAUCUUAUAAUGAAUAAUCAAUAUGCUAAUAAAAACUGUAAAAUGAUGCUAGCCACAGAAGCUGAAGCUUCUCCUGAUCUUGUUGGCAUAAAAAGAGACUUGGAAGCUUUAAAUAAACAGUGCAACAAGCUACUAGACAGAGCAAAAGCCAGGGAAGAUCAAGUGGAAGGUACUAUUAACCGUGUUGAGGAGUUUUACAGUAAGCUACAAGAAUUUUCCAGUGUGCUUGGGAGAGCUGAAGAACAUGAAGAGUCACAAGGUCCUGUUGGAAUGGAAACGGAGACUAUUAAUCAGCAGCUGAGCACAUUCAAG
Molecule: messenger RNA, 2301 nt
Organism: Pterocles gutturalis (yellow-throated sandgrouse)
Lineage: Eukaryota; Metazoa; Chordata; Aves; Pterocliformes; Pteroclidae
Product: dystonin-like
Exons: 4
Biological process (GO): hemidesmosome assembly; cytoplasmic microtubule organization; intermediate filament cytoskeleton organization
Cellular component (GO): intermediate filament; focal adhesion; hemidesmosome
Molecular function (GO): structural molecule activity; microtubule binding
Source: RefSeq, a predicted model, not a curated record